CAGUGCAAUAGUGCGCGCCAGGCUGCAGCGGCGGCGUCGCAGAAAGCUGUAGCUCAGCUGGCGAGAUCUUCCCUCCCGGGAAGCUCCCUAAUCUGUCGCCUCCGCCGCCGCCUACGGGGCGGCAGCGGCGGUGGCCUUGCCGGUGCCUCCCUCCUCUGCCACCUCCAUCCCUGCCUGCUCACUUGCUGGUGCUGUGGAGAAGGCGGCGGCAGCUUUGGCAGCUCCACUAUGGCGGCGGCGGGGAGGGGGGACAGUAGUUUUAAAGUAGACACCUGCCCUUGCCUCAGAGAAGAUCCCACCUGUGACAGACAAGAACGAUCUGCGUAUUUUACAGAUAAUUUUUGUAAACCAUGUGGAGUUGUUCUACAGCAUGAAUCAGAAAAGAUUUCACAUUUUGAGAGUGAAAUACAUGCUCAAAAUGUUAAGUUCUUUUUUCAAAUGUGUGGAGAUCAAAAUGAAGUGCCUGGUAGGAGAAUGAACACACAUGUUGGAAAUUCUCAGGUGUACUCAAGUGGGGAAGUGAACAGAAACAAAUUAACUGGUCUCUGCAACAUGAGUUUUGAUGCUGCAGCUUCUGCUCCAUCUCAUUAUGUGGGAAAGAGCCAUUCUCAAACUCAGAGUCAAUUACUGGAAGAAACUGUUCAAGUAUCUCCAUCCACAUGCCCACCAAAGAUGGAUAAACCCAAUACUACUCCUGCACCUCCAACCUUCCUGAAGUCUGUUAUUGUGAAGCCUCCUCCAGCAUAUAGAAUGAGAACCUACGUAUGCCAUAUCUGCAGUAUCACCUUUACAUCUUUAUAUAUGUUCCGGUCCCACAUGCAAGGAACUGAACAUCAAAUUAAAACCCAAGACUACCAGCCCAGAGAUGGUACCACCCACAAGGGGCCCUCCCCCCUUGAUCAUCAACUGAGAAAAUGCCCCACAGCUGGAUCUCAUGGAGGCACUUCCCCAACUGAAGCUCCUUUCUCUGUGAUAACUCCAGCCUGUGUCAAGUUGACACACCAAACCAGCCAGAACAGAAACCAAUUGAGCGGCAUCUUUCCCAUCCCUAGUUUAAUGCUGAGCAUUCGAGAAUCUCAAGUUAUCAAUCAAGUGAGGAAUUCAAAGAAAAUGCAAGAGUCUUACCAAGCUGAAUGUGGAGAUUACAUUCAAAUGAAUAAAUCUAGAGAACUAGAGCCCCAGGCUCAUUUCAGGAAAAUGGAGGAUGAUUACAUGGAAGCCUGUGGAUACAGAGAAAUGGUUGAUUCUAGACCCAAACAUAAAAUGCUUGAACAAAAAUUACCAGUUGAAAAUUUCUGGGCACACCCAGGACCAUACAAUGAUUCUAGAGCUGUAGAAGAGCAGUUGCCCCAUUGUUUGCCAGCAGAGUCAAAGACAUAUGACUCUUUCCAAGAUGAACUUGAAGAUUACAUCAAAGGGCAGAAGGCCAGAGGACUUGAUCCUAAUAUUAGUUUUAGACAGAUGUCAGAAAGCAAUAGGUACAGGGAUCACAGGUACAGAGAAAGGGUUGAUUCUGGACACAGACAGAGGCCAUGUGAGGAAAGGUUUUCAUUUGAGGCUCCACAGACCUACCAGCAAGAAUACAGUGGCUCCCCAGUGGAGGGCCAAUCUCCUCACUGGUUACCACCUCAUUCAGAGAGGAGAAAUGAUGAUUUCCAAAAUGAAUUUGAUGAUUACAACCAGGUACAGGAAUAUAGAGAAUUCAAGCCAAAGACUUCUUUUGGAAGAAUUGAUAGCUCUUUUGAAACCCAUAAUUACAGAGAAAUGGUGGACCCAAGAUCCAGACAUGGAAUGUUUGAGGAAAGACAGCCAUGUGAGACUUUCCAGACUUACACAGAUCCAUACAGCAGUGCACAAGCAGUAGAAAACAAGUUACCUCAUUGCUUACCAGCUUAUGAGAACCAACCAAGCCUAGACACUGAUAGCUACUAUCAGGCUACCACAGACGAGUUCUCAGAAAUGCCUGUUUCCCUGAGCCUUAGUGAACAAGAAAAUAACCCUAGCUCAUACAGUGUAGACUAUGACAUUUACAAGCAUCUGUCCUCAAAUGAUGAGGCCAGUUCCCAUGAAACAAGUCAUAAAAGGCGACAUCAGAAGAGAAGACGACACCUGGAGGAAGGAAAAGAAAGGCCAGGGAAAGAACAGUCCAAGCAUAAAAGAAAAAGAACCUAUCAGGAUAAAGAUUUAGACAAAGACAAGAGUAUUAAGCAAAGGAAAGGAGAGGAAGGUAAAGCCCGAGGCAGCUCAAAAAAAAUCAAGCAUCGAAGAAAGAAAAGGAAACACGAAACAUCCUCAGAGAAAGAAGAACGUAAGCACAAAAAAGAGAAAAAGAAAUCUGUUGAAGAAAGAACAGAAGAAGAAAUCCUUUGGGAUGAGUCAAUUCUUGGGUUCUGAAACUAUAGUAUACAAAGAAGGGCUAAAAGAAAACAAUACUGAUUUAGAUAAAGACAGGAGUAAGAGGAGAAAUCAAAAAAUUGAAGGUACAGAAUCAGCACAGAAAACCUUUGGGUUUUUUUUGUUGUUGUUGUUGUUUGCAAAAAAUGAAAUUGAACAUGAAAAACAAUAUACAAGACAUCUAAAUCCAGCAUUCAAAGAACUGUUUUUAGGUAAACCUACUCAAAGAAUUUGAACUUUUAGUUUUACUUACAGAAGAGUGAAUAAGAAAACCAGUGGGGGAAAAUCUGAUGGAAUAAGUGGAAAAGUUUUAGAUAAAAUUUGAGUAUUUCAGAUGAAGAGAAGGGUUAAAGUCGGUGCACAUUCAAGAAAACAGUCUCUCUCUGCAUAAGUGUGUAUGUAUAUAUGUGUGCUUGUAUAUACGUGUGUGACCAUAUAUAUGUGUCCUCUGCUCUGCUCUCCUCUCACCUACUUCCCCCCAAGCCUCUUUUUCUGACACUCCUUCCUUUCAAAAUGUAAUUGAAAGAAGAACCACAAAGUCUAAACCUAGCCUUCAAAAGGCAAGGACGCAAUACUAGGAAGCAUGAGCAGAGAAGAAACCUGCUAUAGAGAAAGCAGAAGAAUCAGUGUUUUCUACUUUACAGUUUUUGUUACCUUGACGUUGAAGAGAGGUUGAAAACUUUGGUUUCCUGAUAUUUGUGUUCUUUGUGUAUUUGUACAUGUAUACAGUUAAUCUGUAACAAAAGCCAGAUGAAGUAAAAUUAUUCAUUAUGCUUUUUAAAGUCACUUUCUUUGACUUUGUAAGAAAGAAAACUUACUCUAUUGCUUAUGUAUAAUAUGGUUUUCUUAAAGUAGAGGUGUUUCUACUUCGUCCAAGUUGUAAUGAAAAUGAGUUGUUCAUGGAAAUAAUGUACUUAAAAUGGUAAAUUACAAAGCGGUCUACAGCCAUACCACCCUGAAUUUUCCCAAUCCUGUUUGAUUUUGGAAGAAUGGUCAUGCUUGUGGGAGACCAGACUUCACAGAAUCCAUUCCUUUUAAGAAUUUGUGUUAGUAUUGGUGGUAUUUUACUACUGUUGUGUGUUAACAUUUCUGUUUUCUCCAAUGAAAAUGUAUGAAACAACAUAUACUUUUUUUGUUAAAUCUAAUUUGCAGUGUAUUUUUGUAUUUUCUAGUCCUGAAAGUGGAAGAUUAGUGUAUAAUAAAUUAGAUGAUAUAUACUUUUAAAAUGAUCUCCAAAAGGGCUGAUAUA
Apodemus sylvaticus (European woodmouse) is the source of this 3643-nucleotide messenger RNA. RefSeq names its product zinc finger matrin-type 1 (gene Zmat1). NCBI's taxonomy places the organism in Eukaryota, Metazoa, Chordata, Mammalia, Rodentia, Muridae. The record is from RefSeq and is a predicted model, not a curated record. Gene Ontology annotation, molecular function: nucleic acid binding; zinc ion binding. The transcript is spliced from 8 exons. Bases 229 to 2394 code for a protein of 721 amino acids.